CUAUUUUCAGCAGCGGAUGAAUCCACAUGUGGUGCUACACAAACAAUGUGACCCGAGCGCAGCAGUGGGGCUCACUGGUGGGUUUAAUAGUUUCUGUGGCUCAGAGGAGACAUCAGCAUGUUGUGUUGUCUACCACUGGAGGGCGCUGUACCCGGGAACACGUUACUGUCCUCACCGUUUUCCACCUGUUCAUGUUUCACUCGUCAGUCAUGAAUCUGAGCAGCUUUAGGACCCAGAGCAGAGCAGCUGUCAGAGUCGUCCGUGCUGUAAAUAUAGCAGCGUGUGUGUGUUUGGAUCGGAGCAGUUGGGGGUCAUGAGGAGACCUGAACAGACCGGAUCAACCUGACCGGCUCCGUCCUCAGUCUGCAGGACCAGAAACAGGAAACACCUUCCUCUAAAACCCAGAGAGAGAGAGAGAGAGAGAGAGAGUUGACCUGAAGAUCAGCUGGCAGCUGCUGGUGGCAGAUACCUGUGGACGUCAGCGCCUGAGUAAGGAAGCCUGUGAGGGUCAGUUCUCAGGAUGCUGCAGCUGUGUAAAGUCACCAAGGCCGUGUUCAUCAGUAACGCCCGCUCGGCCUGCAGCGACGAGCUCAUCCAGCAGGAGGCCGUGACGCUCUGCAUCAACGUGUCCAAGCAGCAGCCGUUUCCCUCCGCCGGCGUCAAGAAGCUGCAGGUCCCGGUCUACGACGACCCGUGCGAGGACCUGUACAGCCACUUCGACCGCUGCGCCGACGCCAUCCAGAAGGAGGCGAACCGCGGGGGACGCUGCGUCGUCUACUGCAAGAACGGCCGCAGCCGCUCCGCCACCAUCUGCAUCGCCUACCUGAUGAAGCACCGCAAACUGACUCUGGCGGAAGCAGUGCAGAAGGUGAAGACGGCUCGUCACGUGAUCGAUCCGAACCCCGGCUUCCUGUCUCAGCUGCAGCGGUACGAGCAGGAGCUGAAGAAGAGACGAGGAGAGACGGACUGACGGACACAAACCAGACAGCCGGCAGGUGAACGACGUCCUCUCCGUCCACCUUCACUCUGUCUGUUCUGACUGAAUGGACACGAAACCCAGACAGACACAAACUACAUAAAUUCACUUCUUUUAAUGGGUUUGAAAUAAAAAUAUUUAACAAAACAUUAUAUAAUAAGUAGAGAGUUGCAGCUACUUCACAUAAAUCAGAAACAGUUAAAAGGCCGAAUUCUGUGAAAUAACUCAAAUAGACUGAAAAGAAAAGAGACAAUAACGUUAACUCUUCAAAUAAUAACUUUAUUCGCACAGCACUUUUAUUUACAUGAUUACAAAGUGAUUAAACAUAAAAUAAAAAGACAGUGUCCGUAAAUAAAAAACAGAAAAGUAAAAUAAUAUCUGUGAGAUUUUAAAAUGUGUGUUUUUAUCUGAUGUUUAAAUAAAUGUAAACAGUAGUUUAUUCUACAGUUUGGGUGCCAUGACAGUAACAUGUAAACUUAAAACUGGUUUCCAUAAGUGCUCAGUAGGUCAGAAUUAUUAUCCUCUCCA
Messenger RNA from Micropterus salmoides (largemouth bass), 1504 nucleotides. RefSeq names its product dual specificity phosphatase 28-like. The record is from RefSeq and is a predicted model, not a curated record. Gene Ontology annotation, cellular component: cytoplasm. Gene Ontology annotation, biological process: protein dephosphorylation. The transcript has 3 exons. The coding region runs from base 521 to 970 and encodes 149 amino acids. NCBI's taxonomy places the organism in Eukaryota, Metazoa, Chordata, Actinopteri, Centrarchiformes, Centrarchidae. Gene Ontology annotation, molecular function: MAP kinase tyrosine/serine/threonine phosphatase activity.